AAAGAUACCUUUGGAUAUAAACGGGUGGAAAGUAAGACAGAGAUUUUUGCUUCUUUUAUUUAUUUUUUUACAAAGCUAAAGCUAUUAGAAGAGGAUUUAAUAUAAGCAACUCAUCAUGAGCGUAAAGCAGCCCUGCAUCUUCCUCAAGGGAGCAGGAAAUAAGAGAAAAACAAGAGCUCUUACAAAGGAAGAGCUCGAAGAGCUCCGUGAAGCUUUUAUAGAGUUUGAUAAAGAUAAGGAUGGCUUCAUCACCUGCAAGGACUUGGGGAACCUGAUGAGAACCAUGGGCUACAUGCCGACUGAGAUGGAGCUGAUCGAGCUGAGCCAAACUAUUAACAUGAACCUGGGAGGACGGGUAGACUUUGAAGAUUUUGUGGAGCUUAUGACACCCAAGCUUCUAGAUGAAACUGCUGGGAUGAUUGGGUUAAAAGAACUCAAAGAUGCUUUCAAAGAGUUUGAUAUCGAUGGCGAUGGAUCUAUCUCAUCUGAAGAGCUGAGACUUGCUAUGAUAAAGCUGUUAGGCGAACAGACAAGUAAGAAAGAAAUAGAGGAAGUGGUCAAAGAAGUAGACAACAAUGGAGAUGGAAAAGUUGACUUUGAGGAGUUUGUGAUAAUGAUGUCAAAGAAAUGAGGACAACUAAAUGAAGGCAGAAGAGGAUCCAUAUUGUUUUAAGUUCUUUUCAAUAUUUUUUUUUGUAAAUAAGCUAUCUACCUACACAGACAGUAUGUAAAUUUAUAUUAUAACAAAGUUCUUUUUUGUGAAAAAAACUAUGAGUAUAAGCGUCAAGGAGCAGUCCUUAAUAAAAAGCAAAAAACAAAAUAACAUUUUCUGAUGUAAAAUUCCAUAUUUUUGUCAA
This is a messenger RNA of Cyprinodon variegatus (sheepshead minnow), 857 nucleotides long. Its product is annotated as calcium-binding protein 5-like. The coding region runs from base 116 to 631 and encodes 171 amino acids. The transcript has 6 exons. Gene Ontology annotation, molecular function: calcium ion binding. NCBI's taxonomy places the organism in Eukaryota, Metazoa, Chordata, Actinopteri, Cyprinodontiformes, Cyprinodontidae. The record is from RefSeq and is a predicted model, not a curated record.